This is a messenger RNA of Guillardia theta CCMP2712, 2394 nucleotides long. RefSeq lists its product as hypothetical. Lineage: Eukaryota; Cryptophyceae; Pyrenomonadales; Geminigeraceae. The coding region runs from base 1 to 2394 and encodes 797 amino acids. The record is from RefSeq and is a predicted model, not a curated record. The transcript has 7 exons.
AUGCUUGCUGCGGAAGGAAGAGUCUCAGCAAGGAGGCAGUCGUCUUCUCCGAAAUACAGUGAUAUCCAUGCUGAGAUAGCCUCAGGGUAUGAGAGCAAAUCAGAAAACAUCGACGAGUCAAUAGUCGGACCUGCUGCUGCUCCAAUUCCUGAUGUCUCGUUGAAUCUCCCGAUCACACCUAAGGGCACGAAGGCUCCGAUAGCGUCUGACAGGCCCGAUGGCACACAAGUCAAGGACGUCACGCCCCUUGCUCCUGACUUCCGGAAACCAAUUUUCUGCCUGUCGGUCGCCGUCCUCAAUGCCUGCAACAUGCAGCGAGCGAGAGGUGUUGGGCUGCGAGCAUGCUCGUGCGAGGUUCAGGUUGGGAAGGUGAACCGGAGCACUAGGACCGUCUUCACGUCCUCGGGUGACGUGCGACUCGACGACGGGAGAAGGAUGUUCUUCAAGGUGUUUGACAGGGCACAGCGAAUAACUCUUCGACUGAUGGAGGGGAGAGGGUUUGAGCGAGUAGAAGUAGGAAGGUUCCAAACCUUGGCUCAGGCUAUCCAUGAAAAGUUGGAAAGUUCCAAAGGACACACGAUGACAGCGAGUUUGAUAUCAGGGACGGGGAGGUUGCUGUAUGGGCGGAACGGAUCAAGUCCUGUCGGUCUAAAGAUCCAAUUCCAGCUCGAAGAGGCGGUGGAAGCUUGUGAUUUUGAAGAUCGCCACCAAACAAAUUUGGAUGAUUCCAACGAAUCUCAAGGGUUUAGAGAAGCCCUUGCGCUCUGUUGUGCUCAGCUGCUGCAAGCUUGUGUCCGAAGGCACGCGGUUCAAGUGCAGCGUGACAGGGACGAACAAUGUCGGAGGGUGAAACUCGAGCUUGAUCAGUCCGCACUUGGAGAGGGCGAGCCAACGUUGUCUGCCGGCGGGACGAUUGGGGAAGAAGCUCAAGACGAUGAUGAGCCGGCACUGAAGGACGGGGGACUUGACAGCAUGGCACCACAUGCUGAGGAUACGAUCGAUGUGGAGGGGGCAGGGAAGGCAGUGGAAGGAGUGGAGGAGGCGACAGUCGAGCGCUUCGACGCGCUGGAAGUUGCCGGAAACGUCAAGGCGAAGGAGGGAGGCAGAUAUCUGCCCGUGCUGGUUGUCGCCAGCAACGAAUUGAUGGAAGACAUCCGCCAGGCUGCAUCUGAACUAGGGGAGGAAGGAGUAGUGUUCCUUGACGGUGGAGUGGAGGCGCUGAAACGAUGCCUGAGACAAUCUGCAAGAGCAGGGGAGCCGAGGAGAAGGUCAAACGAUCCCGCUGAUGCCAUGGGAGCGUUGCCGGCAAGUGAAGAUGCGAUCAGGUCAGGGGAAGCGAAGGCACAGCAGGAAAGGGAGCAGAGGGAACAGCUGGUGGAACGAGAGCAGCAGCAGCAGGAGCGGGAGGAGGUUCUUGCCAUUGAAUGGCAUUCAGCAGGCAAGAAAGAGGAGAAGGAACUUCUUUCGUCAGAUGCAGGGGAAUCGUCAAGGCAUCAUGACGACUCGGCAGAGAAGCGUAAGAAGGCGGAGGCAGCGGCUGGACUUGUUGUCAUAUCGCAAACAGAAAGUUCGAUCCCUCGAUUGGACCACCAGGAAGUGGAGAAGGUGGAGGAGGUGGGGGAUAGUCAGGCGUGGACGGAGGAGAUGCUAAGAAGUCUACAAGACGUGCGGGCCGUUUGGGUUCAGACCGCCCGCGUUCCUCGUCUCCUGGAGCUGGCGGACAAACGACCAAGACACGGAGGAAGGGCCCCGAGCGCCCCGACGAUCGUCAUCGAUGACGAGCAUCUCCUCGACGACCGUCUCUCCAGCAUCGUGCAGGAGGCGCAGGAGGCAGCUCUGGCUAGUCUUCCUCCCUCUGUGCGCUUCCUGCGCUCCUCCACCCCUGGCGAGCUGUCGCUGCCUCCUGCUCAUGGGAGGGGAGCGACGCGUGUGCCAGACGCUCCGAGAGCUCGGGGCUCGCAUGCCAGAGGCAGAGGAGGGGCACAAGAAAAGCUCAAGAGUCUCCUCCAACGGAUGAACGCCCGGAUGGCCUCCCUGCUGUACGAUGCAGACAAGCUGGACAGGGAAAUUUUCUCCGACAUGCAGGAGGCCGACGAGAAGCUGGAGAGGGUGAUGAAGGAGGAGGCAACUGAAAGGAUGCAGCUUGCCUGUGACCGGAUCCUCCGCAUGGAGACCGAGUGCGAUGUUGGUUUGCGAGAGUGCGCAGAGAGACUGGAAAAGGCGGAGAGGGCGCUAGCGGACGAGCUGCACGACGUGAGAGGUGGUGGGCAACUCGAGGCGGAGAAGGAGGAGGAGGGACGUGCCAGGGAAAGGAUGAGGCAGAGGAGGGCAGCGAAGUCUCGCACUUCAAAGAAGUGGAGCUCAAUGAUGGGUUGUUACAUAACAAGUCGGUAG